Molecule: messenger RNA, 564 nt
Organism: Zingiber officinale
Lineage: Eukaryota; Viridiplantae; Streptophyta; Magnoliopsida; Zingiberales; Zingiberaceae
Exons: 4
Coding region: 1-564 (187 amino acids)
Biological process (GO): RNA processing
Source: RefSeq, a predicted model, not a curated record
AUGUCCUCCUCCCUCCUCCUCCUCCUUUCUCUCUUCUUCCCUUCCUCCCUCUCCGCGGUGGUGACUGCCCAAUCGUCGGUCUUGCCGUCCAACAGCUCCACUGUCUACGACAUCCUCCAGGAGUACAACCUCCCUCCCAGCAUCCUCCCCGACACCGUCAAGUCUUUCUCCGUCGCUUCCAACGGCUACUUCGUCAUCGAUCUCUACAGAGAGUGCUACGUCGACUUCAAGUACGUCGUCUACUACGCCCUGCGCGUGUCUGGCUUCCUCGGCUACGGCUCCGUCUCCAACCUCGAGGGUGUCCAGAUCCGGAGCUAUCUCAUCUGGUACGGCGUCAGCUACAUCAAGGUCGACCUCCCCUACUCCGAUUUCGUCUACAUCCAAGGGAAUCUCUCUCUGUUUCAGCGCGCCAAGAAGGUUGUCCGUUCAGCGUUCGAGAACAAGAAAGAAAGGAAGAAGGUCCAUGAGGUUGACAUCUUGAAAAAGGAUCCUGAGACUAUUCGAGAGCAAAUUGAGAAGCUGGAAAGAAUGAGCAUUCUUAUAGUCCUCUUCUUUCUAGAUUGA